Messenger RNA from Magallana angulata, 2327 nucleotides. RefSeq lists its product as uncharacterized. The coding region runs from base 117 to 968 and encodes 283 amino acids. The record is from RefSeq and is a predicted model, not a curated record. NCBI's taxonomy places the organism in Eukaryota, Metazoa, Mollusca, Bivalvia, Ostreida, Ostreidae. The transcript is spliced from 7 exons.
UCUUGCUUCGAGAGAUAAGGCCAAUAUUAUAAAAUGCCGCUCUUCUGAAAAACGUGAUUUGUUUUUGUAUAAAGAUCAUUAGCUUUCUGGGUUACUUGCACAUACACGGAGCAAACAUGAACUUGGUGUGCAUUAUUCUUUUGUGUGUGGUUUCAGGUGCCGUGAUGGUGAAUGGAGAGACGACCUAUUGCCACAGUGACAAUAAUUGUAGCGACUCAGAUUGUGAAGAUGGGUUGACCUAUCGAUGUGUUUUUAAUAAUCACAGGUCGCUCGGCACAUGUCAGUGCGUAGAGUGUUUUGUUAACAGUGACUGUUCCUCUUGCCAUCACCACCUUCAUGAAUAUUGUUCUGGACAUCAACACACCUGUCACUGUUACGAAUGUACCCGUGACAGUCACUGUCAGAGCUGUCCUGAAGGGCAGACGGGUAAAUGCCAUCGAAAUCACUACGACCACAGAUUGCACUGCCAUUGUGAAGCCUCUCCAACAACAACAACUACUACUUCUACUACUACUACUACUACUACCACUACUACUACAACUACCCAACAGCCACUGGUAAAACUAGAAUGCAGCCACCAGAAGAUCAGCGUCAUCGAGUCCAUCGCAGAGAAUCUUCACGUAGAGGACAGCAGGGCGGAGCUGUGUCCCGGUACAACCAAACACCAGACGUCCGAGGCCUUCGUCAUCAACAAGUGUAACUCGACGGCAAGAAGUUCUUGGUCAAAAGGCGAACAGGUCAAGAUGGAGUGCUCAAAAAAUACAAUUUCGCCAUACACACCCAUUUCUACCUUCUUCGUUAAUGGUGACAACAUGGCGGCUUUCUUCAUUGGUUGCACGGCAACUGCUGAUGGCGAAAACACUGGUCUUACAAUAGCGGUACAAACUUGCCUUUAUGCUCCAAUGGUCAUGCAAUUGAAUGAAACAACUACUCCAAAGAUGUCAGAUUUUUAUACUAUACUACUGUAAUAUUAAUGCCAAGUCAGCUACAAUGACAUUAAAUGGCUUCUUUGUAUAGUUUCAUUCAAGCCUUAAGGUGGCUCUAUACACCACUUUUUGAUGACGCAGUACGCAAAAAAGUAAAUCUGGAAACAUGCAUUUCCGGUACUGGCUGAUUUAAACUGAGGUGAAUUGUAUGGGAACCGCUAUUUUGAAAAAUUUGUUAAAUGGAUAGAUUUUAAUUUGAUAAUUGGAAAAUUCAUUACUUACAAGUAAUGUGGUAUGUGACACCUUCACGUUGUGUGGUAUUAUUUAUCGAAAUAAACAAUAAAAUCAAGUAUAAUUUUUUUAAGAGUUUCUUUAGCAUCAUCGAUAUAUUACACCGUAGCGCAGUGGGUUAGUGGGUUCACUACAAACCAUUAGGUCAUGAGUUCGAUUCCCGUUGAGGACAGUAAAUUUUUUAACUUUCCAAAAAUUUCUAAAACGUAUUUUUUGGUUGAAUACCGUGAAAGAAAAUUCUAAACAGGUGAAAAUAUUUCAAUUAUAAUAUACUUUAAUGCACAUAAAUAUCGACACCUAACGGGGAUGAGAGGGUUGCUUUGCAUUUCUCUCAGGUUGGGAUACAUAAAUCCUAUUAGCCUAGACAAUGUUCCCCUUUAUUUAUUUGACUUAGUUUUGCACUAAAGCGAAUAUAUUCACUUAUACAGGGCAAAGUCUAUAAUGAAAUAUGCAUGUAUUUAUCAUUCCAACAUUAUAUUUAGGAAAUUUUCUUCAACUCAGAAAUGAAAAGUCCCCAAGGUGUUUGGGCCUUGGGACUUAGGAACGAUAACCCUUACAUGAGGAACUUUCAUACCAAAUUAAAUUUAAAAUAUUUUUUGUGUUUAUUUGCAAUUGUUUUCAUUCAAUUUUUUAUUUCACAUUUAUUAAAAUACAUUUUCUUAUAAUAUCAAGCAACUUUUUCAGAUGAUUUGUCAACAGAGUAAGAAAAUAUGAAAAAAUAUGUUUUGGGGAAAUACUAAAAAAAAUUGCAAUAAUAACAUUUUUGAAUGUUAAGAAGUGUUAUAUUUUUUUUUAUGUGUCCGACGGAAAUAUCCAUCAUAUGACAAAAUAAUUUCUCUCAAUUUGUUGAUAGCUGUCUUUUAAAAAAAUAUUUUACAAAAACACGACAAAACAUUAAAAAAUUCUUUUAAAAUACCUAUUGUAUCCCUAUCGUCAUUUUCAUAUUUGAUAAGUAUAUGUUUUGUGGUCUUCUAUUGAAAAUUGGAAUAAACUGUGGGUGUAUAGAGCCACCUUAACUCGCUCCAAGAGUUUUUAAGGUUUACCUUGUGUGUUCAGCUUAUUUAUUACAAAACCGUACACGUAGAUAGAAUAAAAUUCCUCAUAUAUUCG